AUGGCCCUUCUGGCCAAUCAAAUCAUGGAUGCAAGAAUUCUCAGCAGCAUGAAUGGGAGAGUGGAGCUUUCUCAGUUCCUGAGAGUCACUAAUCAAAGUAUUGUCUCCCAGGUAAAUUCUGCACAAGAUGACAGCCGAAAGAACAGGAAGUAUCCUUGCCCGCUGUGUGGGAAGCGUUUCCGCUUCAACAGCAUCCUCUCACUUCAUAUGCGCACUCACACUGGUGAGAAGCCUUUCAAGUGCCCAUACUGUGACCACAGGGCUGCGCAAAAGGGAAACCUGAAGAUACACCUCCGCACGCACAAGCAAGGAAUUCUGGGCAAAGGCCGAGGGAGGAUUCGAGAGGAGAACAGGCUGCUUCACGAGCUCGAGGAGAGGGCGAUUCUCCGAGACCGGCAGAUCCGGGCCGCUCACGUCGGCCAGCAGCAGCCGCAGACGUCCAACGCAAACCAGCUUCCGAAGCCUUUCCUGCAGACGGUGUCCUCAGAGCCCGCGUUCUUAAGCAACUCCGCGGCCGGUGCGCAGCCACAUGCGUCCACCUCUCCCAAGAUCACCACCAUCCCAGAUGAGCCCGCCCAGUCCCAAACUACUGGAUUCCGCUGCUCUUUCUGCAAAGGCAAGUUCAGGAAGCAGCAGGAGCUCGAGCGCCACAUCAGGAUCCUACACAAACCCUACAAGUGCACUUUGUGCGAGUUUGCUGCCGCGCACGAGGAGGAGCUCAUCGGCCACGUAGAAAUGACUCACAUUACUGCCGAUUCAGGCACAGGACAGAAGCCAUCAGUGGGGGCUAGUGACAAGGGGAAAACCACUGGUGAAUUUCCUUGUGAGGUGUGCGGCCAAACCUUCAGCCAGGCCUGGUUCCUGAAGGGUCACAUGAGAAAACACAAAGACUCGUUCGAGCACUGCUGUCAGAUCUGCGGCCGCCGUUUCAAGGAGCCCUGGUUCCUCAAGAACCAUAUGAAAGUCCACCUCAACAAGCUGGCUGCUAAGAGCAACAUCCCCGCUGAGCGGGACUCCUCUGUCGACAUGAGCAGCCUGAUGCAGGACCACCAGAGUAAUCUUUACUCCCAGUAUAUCUCCCACAUCCACAACAGGUUCUUCACACCCGAGAGAGCAGAUCUGUCAGAUUAUAACCACAUGAUGGCCACAGCGGGGGCGGACAUGAAGGUCAGGGAGAUGCUAGGCAGGAUGAUUUCCUCGGGCCCGGGCCCUCUGACAGAUGCAGAGAGUUCCUCCUUGUUGGGCUUAAAUCACCUGCAGCCCUCACUGAGCUCCAGCGGCAUGGAGUACCUGCAGAAAGUCGUCUCCAACAGAGAGGCUCUCAGCAACAGCAGCAGCAGCGGCAGCAGCUAUGCGGGCUGGCAGAUCCUAGGACCUGGCCUGUCUAUGGAGCAGCAGAUAUUCAGCUCUAAAGACCAGCAGCAGCAGCAGCAGCAGCGCUCCUCCUUCCUGCCUGAGAGAUGCCUCCCCGCAGAUGAAGGCAAACUGAGUCUCGGCGACCCAGACUCUAAGGCCACCAGCAGACCGGGGAGCCCAGGGGGCGUGAGUCACCACGAGCCCAUGGCAGAAAUGAUCACAGAGGCAGGGAACUCCUUUUCUGGCAGCGCCAUCGACCAUCGACCACAGUCUUCCUCUCCGGCUACAGGUGAGAAAGUCUACAGGUGUCCACUCUCCAGCGACUACACCGCUGGACAGCCAGCUUCUCUCGGCUUCCAUCUGGACCGCUACCACUUCCCUCACUGGCCGAACAACAGAGACCUUUCAUCUCCUCUGCAGCCCAGCAGCAGCAGCAGCUCUAGCCCCAACCCUAAGCUCAGACCCAGAUCUAGGGAAGACUGGAGCCCGGCUGCAGGUCAGUACCUCGGUCUGGAAAGCCACGCUGAGAAAGCUCUGCUCGUCAGCAAGCAGGCUGACCUCACCGACAAAGAUCCGGGGGAAGAAGCCUCCUCAUCUGGUCAAACUAGGAAGUCCCAGUAUGAGCCUCUGGAUCUGUCUGUCAGGCCAGAAUCUGUUCCAGCUCAUUCAGCUAUGUCUCCCGCUGUCCUGGUGCAGAUGUCUGGCCUUUUUAGCAAUGGACUCUCGUCCUCCAUUAGCCGCCGGCUACAAAGUUACUCCAAUGCACCAGCUGAACUCAGUAUGAAACCCGCAUAUCAGUGUGACCUUUUGGUGCAGGGAACAAAAGAGGAAAUGAACUCUCAGAAUGCAGGCUCCAUAGGUCAUGAUGGGGAAGGCAAUUCUGAGAAAUCUGAGCAAGAGAGGGAGGACAGUAGUGAUGAUGAUGCUAAGUGGAAGAUGCUGAAAAACGAUGUCCUUGACUCGAUGGAGCUGGGACAGCCCAGCGUUGAUUUUGAGGGUCUUAGCGAGAAGAAGCAGAGCAAGCUCGGACAGUGGGAAGGCGCCGGGGCAGAAACUCCCAUCUCGUCUCUGGAGAGCUUGACUCCAGGGCAGGGAGAUCCGCUCCAGCAUCAGGGUGUCCUGCUCUCCUUUCUCCGAUCCCAUGGAAACCUGAACAGCACCCCGGCCCGUGCGCACAAGUCCAGUCUGAACGGUGGGGGAAACGUGGAGAAAGAUGUUGCAUCAGCUCGGAAGCCGUUCCAGUGCAGGUACUGUCCUUACAGUGCCUCUCAGAAGGGUAACCUGAAGACUCACGUCCUCUGUGUCCACCGCAAGCCCUUCGACAACAGUCUCUACCCUGACCGCCGCCUCCGACGGUCACACGCACCCCAGGUGCCCUCCAGAUUGCCACUGAGUGUCACGGGAGACAACCAUAUGUCAGGGAGAGACCAAAUCAGUGUGACAUCGCUGUGUGGGACUUGA
Menidia menidia (Atlantic silverside) is the source of this 2817-nucleotide messenger RNA. NCBI's taxonomy places the organism in Eukaryota, Metazoa, Chordata, Actinopteri, Atheriniformes, Atherinopsidae. The record is from the annotation of a GenBank genome assembly.